Bombina bombina (fire-bellied toad) is the source of this 4388-nucleotide messenger RNA. RefSeq names its product sterol O-acyltransferase 1 (gene SOAT1). Gene Ontology annotation, molecular function: cholesterol binding; fatty-acyl-CoA binding; cholesterol O-acyltransferase activity. The transcript has 16 exons. Gene Ontology annotation, biological process: cholesterol metabolic process; cholesterol efflux. Lineage: Eukaryota; Metazoa; Chordata; Amphibia; Anura; Bombinatoridae. The coding region runs from base 192 to 1844 and encodes 550 amino acids. The record is from RefSeq and is a predicted model, not a curated record. Gene Ontology annotation, cellular component: endoplasmic reticulum membrane.
AUGGGCAGAGAGCAUCAGAGGUACCAUAGAGUGCGCAUUUAGCAGCCAGAGCGGUUCACUUGAUACAGAAGUGUUGGUUUCAUUGAAACGAGCAGGAAGAUCAGCAACAGCGGACACGGAUACCCUGUAGGGAGGGGAGUUGGUACUGGGGUCCCCAGCAGUCUUGUCCGGGAGUGAGGCAGCACUUCAACAUGUCUGAAGAAGGUGGCCGUGUCCUGCGCAGUCGCCGCUCGAUUUCCAGGUCUACAGAAAAAGAAGAUAGUGUGAGAAGGGUAGAGGAUGGAGAGAAAUCCUUUAAGAGCAAUGGGCUUGUAGAUUUGGAUCAUGUAAUCAGCCGGAAAAUGGAACUGAAGCGAAAAGCAGAGUUAUUGAAGGCAGAGCUGAUGAAGGAGGUUGACAUUCAUUUUAAUGAAUUUGUGAACAACUUAAUAGAAGAAUCAACUGUCUUGGAAUCCACUAUUGCAGCUCCAAACUUCCACCCUGGAAAUGGAGAGAAAGAUGGUCACAAAACCAGGGGAUUGAGACCACCUCCUGAGCAUGGCAAACUGUUUGUAUCGAGACGUUCCCUGCUAGAUGAGCUGUUUGAGGUGAAUCACAUCCGUACGAUCUACCACAUGUUUAUUGCGCUCCUCAUACUAUUUGCCCUCAGCACUCUGGUAGUGGACGGGCUUGACCAGGGCAGGUUUGUUUUGGAGUUUGAUCUUUUGGUUUACGCCUUCGGUAAAAUUCCUAUUGUGGUUUCCACAUGGCUGUGUAUGUUCCUGAGUGCACUGAUCAUUCCAUAUGCCCUCUUCCAUCUGUGGGCUCGAGGCUUUAAGUCAUCUUCUCAUCGGAACCUUCGAUCUCUUUUCUUUGGGUCUUUGUAUUUAAUAUUUCAGAUAUUGGGCCUUGGGUUCUGCCCAGCAUACAUAGUACUGGAGCACAGUUUGCCACCAGCGUCUCGAUUCAUCGUUAUCUUGGAACAGGUGCGGCUUAUGAUGAAGACCCAUUCGUUUAUUAGAGAGAAUGCACCUCGGGUGUUUUCUUCCACAAAAGAGAGAUCUUCGGCUGUCCCUGUACCUCAGGUUACACAAUACCUGUACUUCCUGUUCGCUCCUACAUUGAUCUACAGAGAUAGUUAUCCAAGAAAUCCAGCUAUACGAUGGGGCUACGUGAUUACACAGUUUGCUCAGGUUCUUGGCUGCCUCUUUUACGCAUACUACGUGUUUGUCCGCCUCUGUAUCCCUCUGUUCCACAACAUUAGCCAGGAGCCGUUCAGCUUAAGAGUUUUGGUACUUUGUAUUUUCAACUCCAUUCUCCCAGGUGUACUUAUUCUGUUCCUGGCGUUCUUUGCGUUCUUACAUUGCUGGCUCAAUGCCUUUGCAGAGAUGCUGCGUUUUGCAGACCGGAUGUUUUACAAGGACUGGUGGAAUUCAACAUCUUUUUCCAACUAUUACCGAACCUGGAACGUUGUGGUACACGACUGGCUUUACUACUACGCUUACCGGGACUUCCUCUGGUUUUUCGGCAGGAGGUUUAAGGGCGCCGCCAUGCUGUCCGUGUUCACAGUCUCCGCAGUGGUUCAUGAGUACGCCCUUGGUAUCUGCUUCGGCUUCUUCUAUCCGGUCCUCUUCAUCCUUUUCAUGGGAUUUGGCAUGAUCUUUAAUUUCAUCCUGCACGAUCGCCGGAAAGGUCCCAUCUGGAAUGUGAUCAUGUGGACAGCCCUGUUUCUGGGUCAAGGUGUUCUUCUUUGUCUGUAUUCCCAGGAGUGGUAUGCCCAGCGACACUGCCCAAUCAGCAAUCCUGCGUUUUUGGAUUAUUUAAAACCCCGUUCAUGGACUUGCCGUUUGCAGCUUGAAGACUAAAACAUCAUGUGAUCUGUGUGACUUCCAUCUUGCCUCCAGAGUUGCCAGGAUACGGUUGCUAUGGCGGUGAAGAUGUUAGUUUUCUGAUAGGACUUAGAAAAUUGCCUGAGAAAUCAGUCACUUUUCUUCAUUCUGAGACUUAGCGCCAAAUGUGAAGCUUUGGAUGUCUGAUUCACAAAUUGUCAAAAUACUUUCCUGCUUUUUUUUUUUUUUGGAUAUAUCUAUCUUAUGUUGCAUAUUCUUGGGCAUUUUGCACACUGUUGCCAGAGGCAACUUACAUACUGUAUAUAGUACAUGAAACCGUACAUUGUAUUUUUUAUAGGGGCAUUGAGUUACUGAAAUCCUAUCUACGGUUCAAUGGCUAAACCCGAGGGACAAAGCAGGACCUUGUACCCGAUUUGCAUUGUUCUGCGACACUAGUUGAAUGUUUACAGUCUUUUAUACAAUCUAUUUGUUGAAUGUAACUUUGCACUCAGUGUGGAAGCAUUGUGCUACUUAAGGAGCCAGCUGCUGCUCCGUACACCGUGCCACGUCUCCUUCGUGUAUAGCAGUCUAUGUUCAGGAACCCUUCAAGAGCCUAUUGCAUUACAGAGCAAUAAUGAGUGUGGCUGCAGACUUAAAUCUUCCUAAUCACAGAAUUUGUUUAUUUUUAAUUCUAUACACAAUUUGUAAGCACAAAAGCAUCUGAAGACUUAGAUGUUUUUUUUAGUUGCAAAUAUCAGCAAUGCCAUUUUAGAUUUUUUUUUUUUUUUUAAUGUUCUAGAAGUGUGGUUUUUUUUUUAUUCGUACACAAUAAGAUCAGCCAUAGAAAUCCUAAAUCAAAAGUGAUAUACUAUGUACCUGUAGAUCACUUUAAUAAAUGGUUGGCUAUAUAAGUAUUUUUUUUAUUUUAAAGAACCUUCCAUCCAUUUCUACAUUUUCCUAUUCAAGCCUCUAACAAGCCACGUCACAUACUUUUAAACUUUAUGUAAACAAAACAAAUCACAACAUGAUGCAGAUUCUAUUUGAUAGAUGUAAUUUCUAAAUAUAUUUAUGUGUGAGAGAGAGAUGGUCAGUGUUGUUAUAGAGUGCAGCAUGUUAAUUUAAUGAAGAGAUUAUCCUUUUUUUUUUUUUUUUUUUCUUUCUUUCUUAAUUAUUUAGUUUUAAUACAGGUUUAACCUGCAGCUCAAUGCUUUAAAGAGAGAACACUUUUCAUGUUGAUCAUUAAUAUUUAAUUUAUUUUGGCCUUUGAUUAAAAUGGCCAAACAGUUGUACAAUUAUAGACCAAAUGAAGAUAAGUGGUGUCUCUGCCAAUAGUCUGCCACUGUCUACAUGAAAACCUCUCAUGUUUAUAGCCUUUGUGUACUUUGAAAAUACUGGUGGGCUGGCACUGCUUGUCUGGAGAUCUUCUCCUUUUUUAUAUUUUUUGUAUUCCGUCCAAAAAAACACACACACAAAAAAAUGCACGUGCUGGUAAAGAAGAUUGGUUUAAAUUAUACAUAGAGAGCAAAUAGCAGGCCUGGCGAGAUUGCCGUCCCGCGCUUUGGGGAAGCCCGCACUUUAAGGGGUGAGGGUAUGAGAAGUUUCAAUGUAUAUCCUGUUUUUUGUUUGUAAAGAAGUGUUUAUGAUAUCAGGAGGUGUAAUAUAUACUGUUGUUCUUUAUAUAGAUAAUACUGAAUGUUGGGACAGGGAAUAAGAGCGCAGGGUUGUGGGGUCCUACAAAAGUUGUCUUGCCUAGGGACCCACAAAUUCUAAGGGUGUCCCUGGGAAAUAGCAUCACAUAUUGCAGUGCAAUCUAUUGCAGACCCAUCUGGUAGCAAAACUAUUAGAAACAAAAAUGUUACGUGACCGGUGUAAAUUUACAAAACAUGUUGUAAACGUGCUGAUUUAUGUGAACAAAACUACAAUUGAGUGUUUAUUGGGUAUGUUAACAAAUUCAUGUCGGUGUGCAUAUGUUCAUUGGACAUAAAUUCUUAAGCAAAUUCUGAUGCAGUUAUUUUGAAGCUUAAACAUAAAAUACAUUUAUUUUUUUCCAAAGCGUAUUUUCCUCGUUUGUGCCAAAGGUACCACUGCCUACUGCAGUUUGUCAGCGCCUUAAAGCGAUCCUGAGCGUAACUGUAUAUUACAUCUAGAUUGGCUUCAAGUGUGUAUGCAGCUGUUUCAGAACAGAUCAUUCACAGGAAACUCGCUUUUGAAGAGAAGGGGACACCUGCAGAGUCUCUCUUUUUUUUCCAUAAUAUAUAUUUUUUUUUUAUGUAUCAUCUUAAGCUUUCAAAUUAAAUAUUAAUUGCAGAAUAAAUUGCUUAGGUUUUUUUUUUGUUUUUUUAAAGCUUUCUAACAAGCUUAAUUUUGAUUUGACAUAGCUACAGUCAGUGUAUAAAAAGUUUAUAUUAUAGCUUUGAACAAUUUACCAUUGUAUACUGUUGGGUAUGGGUAGAGCGCCCUCUACAGUUCUGAUUUGCAUAAGUGGAACAAGGGAAACUGUUACCAGCUAAAAUCAAUCUUUUAAGGUUCCUAUUUAAUAUUGUUUAUGACUGACCUUUCCAAAUAAAUGGUUUAAUUUUG